Messenger RNA from Drosophila subobscura, 2202 nucleotides. Its product is annotated as serine proteinase stubble. The record is from RefSeq and is a predicted model, not a curated record. Gene Ontology annotation, biological process: proteolysis. Lineage: Eukaryota; Metazoa; Arthropoda; Insecta; Diptera; Drosophilidae. The coding region runs from base 239 to 1954 and encodes 571 amino acids. The transcript is spliced from 6 exons. Gene Ontology annotation, molecular function: serine-type endopeptidase activity.
AAAGCAGAGCUAGCUCAAGAGUUUUCUUUUUUCGUGCGGCAUCGUUGCGCAUGCGUGGGCCCCAAGAAAGCGCCCGUUAAAGUUAAAUGAAAAUAAAAGUGAAAUCCUUAGCUAUCGAAACAGCCUAGUGGCAGGAUCGGAGCGAUCCGAAGACAACUCCAGAUCAUAAAAGUCUGGGAAAAAGCGAAAGUGAAAGAGUGAAAGUUCAUCCAUCCAUCCAUCCACCUAUCCUACUGGAAUGUCACUGCCUAGGCACUCGAAGGACACCUGGCUGCGGCUCUUGGUCGGUGUGGUUUGUGCUGGCUGUGCACUGGCCGGGGUCUCCGGACUUGGCUAUCCGAGUGCCCAGCAGGAGCAUGACAUGCUCAUACUGGACGCCCUCUCCCGACGCAGCGGCACCGGCUAUUAUGGCGAGAACAGCGUAAUGGAAAUGCUAUCCCGAAUGAUACCGCAAUCGUGCCGCUUUCGUGGCCACAAGUUCGAGUGCGGCCUGUCCAUCUCAUGUGUCUUGGGCGGCGGCAAGCCCCUGGAUCUGUGCUCUGGCGGCAUGAUCUGGUCGUGUUGUGUGGACAAAGACCUCGAUGCCGAGGAGAGUCCGCACGCCGCUCCAGUAAACAAUACAAGUGACAUAAUACACUUGCAUGACAUUUACCCCGAUAUGUCGCCGAACGCAAACAAGCCACAGCCACAGACGCAACAGCAGCAGCACCACCACCACCAGCACCACCACAUCGGCAGUGGCAACGGCCUAUCGACGGCCUCAUCCACAUCCUCCUCCGCAUCAGUCGGCCGGCCCUCCUUCCCCAGCAGCAGCAGCAGCAACAAUUACUACAGCACCAAGCGACCAACGCUAUACAGCGCCGCCAAUCCCUACAAGCCUGGCGGCAGUGGCUCCAACCAUCGUCCUUCGCCCACGCUGAAUAACUGGGAGCACGAGACAGGCCCUUUGGGAUCCAUCAAUGGCAUCACCAAUCAUCUGGACAGCUUCUUCGACGCCGAUGGGCCAUCACCAUUGGACUCGUCGGCAGGGCCGCAGCAGUCGCAGUCGCCACCACACGAGCUGUUGCCCAAUGCCCAGGCCUUUGCGGUGGGCAAUGUACUGGAUCUGAAUGCGGGCGAGGCGGCCGAUGAGUAUCAGAAUGGUGGAGGAUAUCACGAGUCCAGUUAUCGACCAGUGCCGGGCUGUGGUGAGGUGUACACCCGCUCCAAUCGCAUCGUGGGCGGCCACUCCACGGGAUUCGGCUCGCAUCCCUGGCAGGUGGCACUGAUCAAGAGCGGUUUCCUCACCCGAAAGCUGAGCUGCGGCGGCGCACUGAUCUCAAACCGUUGGGUGGUCACCGCCGCCCACUGUGUGGCCACCACCACCAACUCGAACAUGAAGAUACGGCUGGGCGAGUGGGAUGUGCGGGCGCAGGAGGAGCGACUGAACCACGAGGAGUACGGCAUUGAGCGGAAGGAGGUGCAUCCCCACUACAAUCCGGCGGACUUCAAGAACGACGUGGCUCUGAUACGGCUGGACCAUAAUGUGGUCUACAAGCAGCACAUCAUUCCCGUUUGCCUGCCGCCGGCAUCGACCAAGUUGACCGGCAAAAUGGCCACCGUGGCGGGAUGGGGUCGGACGCGGCACGGACAGAGUACGGUGCCGUCGGUGCUGCAGGAAGUGGAUGUGGAGGUCAUCUCCAAUGAUCGCUGUCAGCGCUGGUUCCGCGCUGCAGGACGCCGCGAGGCCAUCCACGAUGUGUUUCUGUGCGCCGGCUACAAGGAGGGUGGCCGGGACUCCUGCCAGGGCGACUCGGGUGGACCGCUCACCCUCACCAUGGAUGGCCGCAAGACGCUGAUCGGCCUGGUCUCCUGGGGAAUCGGCUGCGGACGGGAGCACCUGCCGGGCGUCUACACGAACAUCCAGCGCUUUGUGCCCUGGAUCAACAAGGUGAUGGCCAACGACAAUGCGUAGUGCACGGACUCUCGGCCCGCCCUUGGAUUAGGGGCACAAACUGAAUUGGAAGACUGCACGUGUCCGCGGAAGAGUUCUGCGGUUUUGUGUCCGUCGCUUUGCGGGAAUAUAGAUAGAGCGGCCCCAGCGUCCGCAUCACGGGAGCCCAGGCCAUGUGAUUCCUCUACGACUCGGGGUUGUUAGUGUGUAAGCCGAAGGUAGUCGCCAUCGCGGCCCUUAUAUUUAUUUUACUCUUACUCCAGUUCCCA